Molecule: messenger RNA, 1076 nt
Organism: Acomys russatus (golden spiny mouse)
Lineage: Eukaryota; Metazoa; Chordata; Mammalia; Rodentia; Muridae
Gene: Hacd2
Product: 3-hydroxyacyl-CoA dehydratase 2
Exons: 8
Coding region: 68-883 (271 amino acids)
Biological process (GO): sphingolipid biosynthetic process; fatty acid elongation; very long-chain fatty acid biosynthetic process
Cellular component (GO): endoplasmic reticulum membrane
Molecular function (GO): 3-hydroxyacyl-CoA dehydratase activity
Source: RefSeq, a predicted model, not a curated record
CCCAUCGCGGUACCCAGUCGGGUGUGAGGUGCGAGCGCGAGGAGAGCGGUCGGCCGGCGCUUGACAAAUGGCGGCAGUGGCGGCGACUGCAGCGACCAAAGGGAAUGGGGGCGGCAGCGGCCGAGCCGGGGCUGCGGGCGAAGGCAGCGGCACGCGGAAGAAGAAGGGCCCCGGACCUGUGGCCACGGCGUACCUGGUCAUCUACAAUGUGGUGAUGACGGCGGGGUGGCUGGUGAUAGCAGUUGGGCUGGUGAGAGCAUACCUGGCUAAGGGGAGCUACCAUAGUCUUUAUUAUUCAAUAGAAAAGCCUUUGAAGUUCUUCCAAACGGGAGCCUUACUGGAGAUUUUACAUUGUGCUAUAGGAAUUGUGCCAUCUUCUGUUGUCCUGACUUCUUUCCAGGUGAUGUCAAGAGUUUUUCUAAUAUGGGCAGUAACACACAGUGUCAAAGAGAGAGGACCCUUUCAAGUCUGCGUAAACCCUGGAGCACUUCCGGACUUUGUGCAGAGUGAAGACAGUGUCCUUCUGUUUGUUAUUGCCUGGACAAUUACAGAAAUUAUCCGUUACUCCUUUUACACGUUCAGUCUAUUAAACCAUUUGCCUUACAUCAUCAAAUGGGCCAGGUACACACUUUUCAUCGUGCUGUACCCAAUGGGAGUGACAGGAGAACUGCUCACAAUAUACGCAGCUCUGCCCUCUGUCCGACAGGCUGGCCUGUACUCCAUCAGCUUACCUAACAAAUACAACUUCUCCUUUGACUACUAUGCAUUCCUGAUUCUGGUAAUGAUCUCCUACAUUCCACUCUUCCCCCAGUUGUACUUCCACAUGAUACACCAGAGAAGAAAGAUCCUUUCUCGCACUGAAGAACACAAGAAGUUUGACUAGCUUCCACACCACCACCCCAAACCAAACUUUUCAAUGAUCAAAAAAUGCUGCAGACUUUUUGAGUUCCCAAUAAGAACUAUUUUUAAAACAUGAAAAACAAAACAAAAUAAAUACCAAAAUCCAGUGUCACAUGGGCCUGGGAUUUUAUAAAAAAUAAAAAUAAAGAUAAAAAUGCAAAAGGCUGUUACAUAAA